CACCGUGUCCACUCUCCUUUAGACUCCAGUGGGGUAUGCAGCUCGUCGGCUACUCUUCAAUUCCUGACACACCGACGGAAGCGGACUAACUUCACUCAACAGCAGCUCGGCGUUCUGGAGAAAGUGUUCGCUUCUACUAUGUACCCGGAUAUCUACCUCCGGGAGAGCCUGGAGGAGCUCACUGGGCUACCGGAGUCUCGAAUUCAGGUUUGGUUCCAGAACAGACGUGCAAAAGCUCGGCGGCACACAGCAGUCUCGACUCGAAGACCUGACCAUCAUCUUGUGAAAUCAUUUGAUUCAACUGAUCAGCCGAAGCACCUAGAGUUGAAUCCCCAAUCUAGACUAACCCAUGGUUGUCUGUUUGGAAGCCUGAUAAAUGAUACCAACAAAAAGCUUGACAGACAGAGAGAGCCACCUGCAAGCCUUAUCCAGGGAGACAAUUCCUGGAGCAAUCAUGUUCAGCCCAGUUGCAUGCCAUUGGGUCUGCAAUUUAAGAACCAAAAUUCAAUCCAUAAUCAAACAUGGAAAAACUCAGUAAAGGUCCAGUCAGUUUUCCUUGUGGAAUAUGAUAAUUAUCCACCCAAUAAAACCAUCGGGCCAGAAAUGAAGGAGGUAAUCCCACCCAUCCCCACCACUCGCUCGUCUCCAAAGCCAGGUGCAUGUCCAGUGGGACAGAGGCCUUACUUUUUUACAACUUGCAAAACUGGACAUUUUUCCCCAAUACCUGAUGAUGGAGAUUCAGGUGGCCGUUUCACAGAUUCUGACUGUGAAUGGGAUGCUGGUGCAGUUUCAGGAUUUCCAGAUUUAAUGUAAAAAUGAA
This is a messenger RNA of Erpetoichthys calabaricus (reedfish), 820 nucleotides long. It is a transcript of the gene mixl1, whose product is annotated as Mix paired-like homeobox. The annotation marks the transcript as partial. Lineage: Eukaryota; Metazoa; Chordata; Cladistia; Polypteriformes; Polypteridae. The transcript is spliced from 2 exons. Gene Ontology annotation, molecular function: RNA polymerase II transcription regulatory region sequence-specific DNA binding; DNA-binding transcription factor activity, RNA polymerase II-specific. The record is from RefSeq and is a predicted model, not a curated record. Gene Ontology annotation, biological process: regulation of transcription by RNA polymerase II.